Molecule: messenger RNA, 237 nt
Organism: Ostreococcus lucimarinus CCE9901
Lineage: Eukaryota; Viridiplantae; Chlorophyta; Mamiellophyceae; Mamiellales; Bathycoccaceae
Exons: 1
Coding region: 1-237 (78 amino acids)
Source: RefSeq, a predicted model, not a curated record
AUGGGCGGAGGGAACGCGCAAAAAUCGGCGACGGCGCGGAAGAAGGCGAUGGAGAAGGCGCAGAAAGCCGGGGCGGGGUCGCAGCUCGCGGCGAACGCCAAGGCGAUGUCGACGGUGUGUCAAGUGUGCCGCGCGAGCUUCAUGUGCACGCUCGCGCCGAUUAAGCUGAAGGAGCACAGCGAUAAUAAACACCCGAAACAGACGUUCGAGCAUUGCUUUCCGGGCGUGAGCCUGUGA